This is a messenger RNA of Emericellopsis atlantica, 1336 nucleotides long. RefSeq lists its product as uncharacterized. Bases 465 to 1265 code for a protein of 266 amino acids. Gene Ontology annotation, biological process: fatty acid biosynthetic process. Lineage: Eukaryota; Fungi; Ascomycota; Sordariomycetes; Hypocreales; Bionectriaceae. The transcript is spliced from 2 exons. Gene Ontology annotation, molecular function: oxidoreductase activity, acting on the CH-OH group of donors, NAD or NADP as acceptor; quinone binding. The record is from RefSeq and is a predicted model, not a curated record.
GCGAAAUUUAUGUGAACCAGUAGGUCUUGACUCGAUCUACAGCGUGCAAGUCCGUGACUUUGCUUCGUCGAUAGGGAGAGGAACAUGACGACUGAAGUCACUGGACCCGACACAAUCAUGGCGGACGGACUUUCCCGACAGGCGACAACACCGAAGAAUAGCCCACUAAAAACAGCGACGGGAAAACCAAGUCCAGGCCUAUUUAUGAGGCUUCAGGCCCCGGCUUCCAGUCCCUGGAUCUCCAUCCUCCCCCGCGCCGGGCCCCAAAAACCCCGACUCCCACCAACUCCGACUCCAGUCGAGGGUGGGGACCGCUUGAUGGUAACCGCGAGUCCGCGAGUCUUUGAAUCUCUGGAUCCCUCCAGUCGUGUGUUUUAACAAGUCAUAUCUCCGGGCGCUUUCACCUGUCCUUCAAUCGCACUGUCCGCAUUUCCUCCUGUCCAGCAUUUCAGCGAGCAUCCAUCAUGGCCUCCCUAUUGAGAGGUUCAGCGUUCAUCACGGGCGCCGCAAGCGGCAUUGGCCAAUAUACCGCCAUGGCGUUCGCGCGCCACGGUGUCACCAAGCUCGCCAUUGCCGACAUCAACGCCUCCAACCUCGAGGCAGCGCGCGCCACCCUCGCCUCCACCUUCCCCCAGGUCCAGAUCCUGCCGCUACACAUGGAUGUCAGGAACAAGGUCCACGUGAACGAGGGCAUCGCGCAGGUCGCCAAGGACUUUGGCCGCCUCGACAUUGCCGUCAAUAAUGCCGGCAUCAACGGUAGCGGUCGUCUGACGCACGAGACGGAAGACGAGGAGAUUGAGCGUGUCCUCGACGUCAACCUGCACGGCGUCUACCGCUGCCAAAAGGCAGAACUCGCCGUCAUGGUGAAGCAGGAUGAUCUGGGCCCGCGCGACGGGCGAGGGCGCAUCAUCAACAUCGCGUCCAUGUACGGCCUCGUCGCGCCCAACGCGCGCCUCUCGCAUACGUCUUACACGACGGCCAAGCACGGCGUCGUCGGUCUCACGAGGGGUGACGCGAACGCAUACGCCGACUACAACAUCCGUAUCAACGCCAUUGCGCCGGGAUACAUUGAGACGCCGCUCGUGGAAGCGGCCAUGGCCAUGGGUGCGGGGAGUCCCCUGCUCGAUGACCUAGCCCGGGCGCCAAUGCGGCGGAUUGGGUCCAUGGAGGAGAUUGCAGACAGCAUCGUCUGCCUCGCGUCACGCAUGAACAGUUACCAGACGGGGGCGGUGACGGUGGUAGAUGGUGGCUUCACAUCGAAUUAAGGGGAGACAGACCCGAGGGGGGUUGUUCAAGUCCUAAUCAAAGCUAAAGAAAUCCAAAUCCUGAUUCCGGU